Molecule: messenger RNA, 1939 nt
Organism: Trachemys scripta elegans
Lineage: Eukaryota; Metazoa; Chordata; Testudines; Emydidae
Gene: ELL
Product: elongation factor for RNA polymerase II
Exons: 12
Coding region: 35-1858 (607 amino acids)
Biological process (GO): transcription elongation by RNA polymerase II; snRNA transcription by RNA polymerase II; positive regulation of transcription elongation by RNA polymerase II
Cellular component (GO): transcription elongation factor complex
Molecular function (GO): cis-regulatory region sequence-specific DNA binding
Source: RefSeq, a predicted model, not a curated record
ACCGCCCCAGCGCCGAGGGGGAGACGGUCCCAAGAUGGCGGCGCUGCAGGCGGAGCGCGGGUACGGGCUGUCCUGCGGGCGGCUCGGCCGGGGCACCCGCGUCUCCGUCUUCCACGUCAAGCUGACGGACAGCGCGGUGCGGGCCUUCGAGGGCUACCAGGGCAGCAAGGACUCUGUUGCAUUGAGACCAACAAUCCAAUUUCAAGGAAACCAAGGGCACAUCACUAUUCCCAGGCCCGAUUGCCAAACGGAAGUGCGAACUUUCAUGUUUUAUCUUUCAAAUAUUGGCAGGGACAGCCCCCAGGGGAGUUUUGACUGUAUACAGCAGUAUGUAUCCAGCAAUGGUAAUAUCCAUCUGGAUUGUCUUGGAAGCAUACAGGAUAAAAUCACGGUGUGUGCUACUGAUGAUUCCUACCAGAAGGCAAGGCAGAGCAUGGCACAAGCUGAGGAGGAAACGCGCAGCCGAAGUGCAAUAGUUAUUAAACCCGGCGGGAGAUAUGUAGGUAAAAAGGUUCAGUUUCGUAAGCCUGCACCAGGAGCUUCCGAUGCUGUUCCCGCUAGGAAACGGCCAACACCAGUCAACCUCGCUAGUGCAAUAAAGAGAGGCAAUAGUGCGAUUUCUCAGAGACCCUUCAAAGAUAGAGUUGUGCACUUAUUGGCACUAAAGCCUUAUAAGAAACCUGAACUUAUUCUCAGAUUGCAAAAGGAUGGACUUUCUCAGCAGGACAAGGAUUUGCUGGACAGCCUCUUGCAACAGGUGGCAAAUCUGAGUGCCAAGGACAGCACUUAUACAUUGAAAGAUUGUAUGUACAAAGAUGUACAGAAAGAUUGGCCUGGCUACUCGGAAGGAGAUCAGCAGUUACUGAAGAGGAUACUUGUUCGGAAACUCUCUCAGCCCCAGAAUGUUAGCAGUUUUGUGGGAGACACUCCUUCCUUGAGUCCCCCAAAAGAAAACGUGAACUCCUCUUCCCCUCCUCAGAAACGAUCCCAGCCUCUGGAAUUCAUUGAUCCACUAGCCAACAAAAAGCCUAGGAUAUCUCACUUGGCCCAUAGAACUCAGCCCACUUUUAAUGGGAAACUGAACUCCUCGAACGGGAAAGAUGCACCUGCUCCUGCCGUGCAGUCGGCUGUGGCCGAUUCUGUCAGCUCCGGCUCUCACUUACCAGUUCUGGAGCUUCCAAGGCCUCAUGACCCCCUUUCUGAUGUCAGCAGUGACCUAAGUCACAAUGGCAGAGACUGUGAGAACCCAGAGGCAACUGACAGAUUGACUAAUACUUUGUCAACAGACUGUCCCCAAACGAGCAAACACAACUGUAGCUCACUGUAUGUGAAAACAAAGAAAAAAUCCAAAAAGCACAAAGAAAAAGAGAGAAAAGAGAAAAGUGAAGAAAAAUGCAAAGAGGAGAAGCAGGACUGUGAACUAAUCAAGAAAGGUGGCUUAAAAACGAAUACCUCCAAGGGUGUCGCAGGUUUAAAUGGAACGUGCAAUAAUUCUAGUGUACCAACAUCAACUUCGGAAAUGCCAGAUUAUUUAUUAAAAUAUGCAUCCAUUUCCUCUUUGGAGCAGCGUCAGAGUUAUAAGAAUGACUUCAAUGCGGAGUACAAUGAGUACAGAGACUUGCACGCCCGGAUAGAGAGAAUAACUCGACGGUUCACCCAGUUAGAUUCCCAGCUGAAGCAGCUUUCGCAAGGCUCUGAAGAAUAUAAGACGAUCCAUGAUCAAAUUUUACAGGAAUAUCGUAAAAUCAAAAAGACAAACCCUAAUUACAGCCAAGAAAAAAAUCGCUGCGAAUACCUCCACAACAAACUGGCUCAUAUAAAAAAACUGAUAGCAGAGUAUGACCAACAGCAGUUUUAGUCUUGGCACUAAUAUCUGGACUGGGUAGUGCAAAAAAGAUUCACUUGGAUGUUACAGUUUCCUUUUAUACAACAAAAAAAA